AUGGGGCAUUCGAAAACGUUCCAAUCAUGUACGAUCACUUCCGGAUUUCUUUGCAAAUUUGACGAUGCUUUGAUCAGCGAUCUGGAAAGUGCAUUUAGUGAAGAUGAAGCUUCACGACGUGUCCUGGCACAACAAAUUCGAAUGGCCUGUAUGAACGUUGGAUUUUUCUAUGUCAAGAACCAUGGCAUAACUCAGGACUUUCUUGACGAAGUCCUGAAAGUAAACAAGGAAUACUACUCGCUUCCAGAUGAUGAAAAGAUGAAACUCCAUCAUAAAACUGUACCGAAUUUCAAAGGCUACAGCCCUCCGAUGGAAGCAAACAUCCAACCAGGGAACAAAGGUGACUUACAUGAGGGUUUCCGCAUCGGCUGGGAAGAAAAAUCCGAGGAUCCAGUGACCCAAAGUGCUUCUUGCGAUGGAGUGAUGGCAGGCGCGAAUGUCUGGCCGGAUAAACCUGAGAAUUUUAGAGUCGCCUGCAUGGAUUAUUAUCACGCUGCACUUGCCGUUGGAAAGAAGCUGUUUUGCCUCUUUGCACUGGCGCUCGAUCUGCCCGAAACAUACUUCAAUGACAAGGUACGUACCUGGACGGCACGGCGUGGUUAG
Messenger RNA from Suillus paluster, 603 nucleotides. RefSeq names its product Clavaminate synthase-like protein. Lineage: Eukaryota; Fungi; Basidiomycota; Agaricomycetes; Boletales; Suillaceae. The transcript is spliced from 4 exons. The record is from RefSeq and is a predicted model, not a curated record. The coding region runs from base 1 to 603 and encodes 200 amino acids.